GAGGUGGGUGGGGGAAGACAGGAGAAUGAGGCAUCUUAGAAGCCACCAGACUUGAAAGUGUUUCUGGGAGGGGAGGAAAUAGCAGCCGGGUCCUACUCAAGGAAGAGGUCAAGUCAUUUGAGGACUUAGAAUUGUCCUUAGGUUGAGUGAAGAGUAUUUGCAAUGAGUGAUAAGGACGAAAGUGUAUUUGGAAUGGUUUCAAGACAGUGGGAAGAGAGGACUUGAAGACAGCACGUAUAAACAGUGCAUUCCCGUUUUUGAAGAGUUUUGCUGUAAAAGAGAGCAGAGAAACCAAGCACUAAGCGGAGGGGAAUGUACAUUUGAGAGGUUUGUUUUUUUUAAGAUGGCAGAUUUUAUAGCAUAUUCGUGCUGCUGGGAAUGAUCUAGAGGGAAGACUUGCUGUGGAUAGAGAGGAAGGAUCGUUAGAGCUUGUCCUCGAGGGGUAAGAAAGGGAGAGGGCUGGCCAUGGACGAGAGCAUUGAGCAUUUAUCGCAAGGAGCAGGAAGGAGCAUGUGAUUGCAGAUGCUGGCGGAUGGGGAGAUGUGGGAACCGGUAGAAGUCCUGAUUGCUUUAGCGCUUAGAUAGAAUAACCGAGGGUGGAGCAGAACAGGCCAUCGAACGUCCUGGCGGUGAGUAUGAAUGUACAAUUGUCUACAUUGUAGUCUUUGCCAGCUGUUCUAGGAAGUUGAAUCUUCCACCUUCUGGAGUUGUGCUAAGGGAACACCUUAAUUCUAAUCAGCCUGUGUUGAUUCCCCAGCAAAUGCACAGUUCUUGGGACAGGUCCUUCAAAAGACUAAUGUUUAAACACUGUUUCUAAAAUACCCUCUAGUCAGACGGAAGGUAAUUGUGGCAUCUGUUUAAUGUAUAAUAACAUUAUAAGUCAUGGCCUUUUUUGGUUACUUUAAAUCAAAGUAGAGAUGUUCAGGUACACAUUUUUGCACUUAAAAUUGGAGUGUUCUGGUUUUCAGAACUUCAAGAUUAGCCCACACCCAUUUACAAAAGGGGAACAAAUUUCAGUUUUAGAAUUUUCCACAGGUAGGAGAGUUGAUAGAUGUUAGAUAAGGAUUUAAGACUCAACUUGUCUUCUCUGUUAACGAGUCCUAGAGCACAGUGAUUUUCCCACUACAUUCUCCCUAUAGAAUCUUAUUGUCCAAUACAUUUUUUUGCUUUUCAGUUUCUACCCUAUCAAUCACACAUGAAAUUCCAAGUGAUGGCUUAUGGCUCAGACCCUUUGUUUUAGAAAACACUCAGGGACAGAGAUACGCAACCAGGCUACCCUUGCCACUCCUGAGCCACUUGCCUCUGAACUUAAUCCUUGAUCACUUGUGUAUUCAUUGGGCCUCGGUUUCUUCUCCGUGAAAGAGGUAGAGACAAGAUCACUGUUCCUAAAAGUCACAGGUUGACAAAAGUCACUUUUGUCCAAGUAACCUGGGAAGAAGCUUACUAAAAAAAAUAGAUUCCUCUGCCUCAUAGCAGCCUCACCUAAUCUCAAGAGGUUGGGAAUAGAGUGGAGGAUCUCCAUUUUUAAAAAAGAGAAAAUAUCCCUAGCUAAAUUUGGAAAUCCUGGAUCCCUCCAAAAUCUUUUGGCUUUUCUUACUGCACAAUCUGUGACUUCACUUUGUUAUCGCGGUCUGUUAGGUGAGAGUGUGUAAUGCUCGAAGCUAGACUCCUAAACUGUUGUUAAGGAAGAAGGAUGACUGCUCGGUGUUCUCUUAACUGCUUCUUUGUAGAAACAGCUACCUUUUACUCUGAUUAGUCAGGAGUGGCCUGCUGUCUGAGGAAAUGUGUAUGGAUGACACCCUUGAAAGUGUUUUAGGGUGGGGUGUUGGUUGUCUCAGAUUCUUCAGACAAACUAUCUAACCUUCAAACCGACCCAGUUAGGUUGGCACUGCUAUUAUCCCCAUUUUACAGAUGAGGAAACUGGAGCUCAGAAAAUCACCUAGUAAUAUACCUAAGAUCACACAGCCAAUAAAUGAUGGAGCAGUGAUUGAAACCCAAGAUUUUAUCUCUAAAGUCUGUGUUCUUUCUCCUCUGCCAUGCUGGUCCUAUCCUUCCCCUAAAGCUGGGGCAACUCUGGUCGUGUACAAGGACCUGCUGGUGCUGUUUGGUGGCUGGACGCGGCCAAGCCCUUAUCCCCUACACCAACCAGAGAGAUUCUUUGAUGAAAUACAUACUUACUCACCCUCUAAAAACUGGUGGAACUGCAUUGUGACAACCCAUGGGCCACCUCCCAUGGCUGGCCAUUCCUCCUGUGUGAUAGAUGAUAAAAUGAUUGUCUUUGGUGGCUCCUUAGGAUCCCGGCAAAUGAGCAACGAUGUCUGGGUCCUUGACCUCGAGCAGUGGGCGUGGUCCAAGCCGAACAUCUCCGGCCCCAGUCCUCAUCCUCGAGGUGGCCAAUCUCAGAUUGUCAUAGAUGAUGCAACUAUCUUAAUCCUUGGAGGGUGUGGCGGUCCCAACGCUCUCUUCAAGGAUGCUUGGUUGUUGCACAUGCAUUCAGGCCCCUGGGCCUGGCAGCCACUCAAGGUAGAAAAUGAAGAUCAUGGGGCUCCAGAACUGUGGUGCCAUCCAGCUUGCCGGGUGGGGCAGUGCGUGGUGGUCUUCAGUCAGGCUCCUAGCGGGAGAGCCCCACUCAGCCCAAGUUUGAACUCUCGCCCAUCACCUAUCAGCGCCACUCCUCCAGCCCUGGUUCCCGAAACCCGAGAGUACCGCUCUCAGUCUCCAGUAAGGAGUAUGGAUGAAGCUCCUUGUGUUAACGGCCGCUGGGGAACACUGAGGCCCAGAGCUCAAAGGCAGACCCCCUCAAGUUCCCGGGAAGGGAGCCUGUCCCCAGCCAGAGGAGAUGGCUCCCCCAUCCUCAAUGGUGGGAAUUUGUCUCCAGGAACAGCAGUGAUUGGUGGCUCUUCCUUGGACAGCCCUGUGCAGGCCGUGUCUCCUAGCACUCCAUCUACCACUGACGGAUAUGACCUCAAAAUGGGACUUUCUUUGGCCCCCCGACGAGGGUCACUACCAGAUCAGAAAGAUCUGAGGUUAGGAUCGAUAGAUCUGAAUUGGGAUCUGAAACCCACUUCGACCAGCAAUCAUAUGGAUGGUGUGGACAACAGGACAGUCGGGGGAAGCACGAGACACCCUCCCGAACAGACGAAUGGUGUGCAUACCCCACCACACGUGGCCAGUGCCCUUGCAGGGGCUGUCUCCCCAGGUGCCCUGCGUCGGAGCCUAGAAGCCAUCAAAGCAAUGUCAUCCAAAGGCCCCUCAGCAUCCACAGCACUAAGUCCUCCUCUGGGGUCUUCUCCAGGCUCCCCCGGGAGCCAGAACCUGAGCAGUGGAGAAACAGUGCCCGUCCCUCGCCCAGGGCCUGCCCAAGGGGAUGGGCAUUCCUUACCUCCCAUUGCCCGCCGCCUGGGCCACCACCCUCCGCAGUCCCUGAAUGUUGGCAAACCUUUGUACCAGAGUAUGAACUGCAAGCCCAUGCAGAUGUACGUGCUAGACAUUAAAGACACCAAGGAGAAGGGGCGGGUCAAAUGGAAAGUAUUUAAUAGCAGUUCUGUGGUCGGACCUCCUGAAACCAGCCUGCACACAGUGGUACAAGGCAGGGGCGAACUCAUCAUAUUUGGAGGACUCAUGGACAAGAAACAGAAUGUGAAGUACUAUCCAAAAACAAACGCCUUGUACUUUGUGCGAGCAAAGAGAUAAUAUGUUCUAAACCCCCUUCCCUUUCUGUGGCUUUUAAUUUUCCAGUGUGCAAGCAUUUGGACUGCGAAUUGGGAAAACAAAGGACAGAAUUACCCCAUAAUUACCCCAAACCCCCAGUUCCCAACCUCACUCACUGCAGGCUGGGGUCAAACCUCCAUUACGAAAAAAAUUAUAUAUAAAUAUAUAAAUAUAUAUUAUAUAGCCAACUCUGUUUACAGAGAGGGAGAGGUCUCCGUCCUGGUUCAGAUCAAAUUGUUGCUGUGUUUUAGCAGAGGCUCGGCUGCCUUUUUCUACAUUGCUGGUAACUAGACCAAGAAUUUAGGGAACAGACUAAUGUCAGAACUUAACCUAAGGCAACUGAAGAGCCCCCAUAAGUCCUUACGUGGCCUUCUUGGAGUUAGAGAAAGAAAGAGUGUGUGUAAGGUGCACAGGUGGAGGCUCCAGACCCACGAGCUCCAGGAGCUGGCAGGGGAAAAGGAGCCUGUAGAGAACUGUUCCUCCCUUCCCUUGAAAACCACAGAGGACCCGAGCGGUAAUGCCCUCUGCCUGGCCCCGUUCUGCCCUCGUGACUGAGGAAAGUUACCCAGCCGGGAAUUCUUGUCCACAUGUGUGUGCCAGGAUCACCGUGAGACGAUGUUUAUGCAGACACGCCUGUCUACCUAGUGUCCGCUGGUCUUUUGCGUGCUCCCUCUGUGUCUCAGAAAAAACAUUUUGGUGUCUGAUUUUGGAAUUUUCUGACAAUCGUAUUUGAUUGCAAGUUGCCAAAAACCACAUUUGUUCCCUUAAAACUUGAUCCUCA
Messenger RNA from Neofelis nebulosa (Clouded leopard), 4492 nucleotides. RefSeq names its product F-box protein 42 (gene FBXO42). NCBI's taxonomy places the organism in Eukaryota, Metazoa, Chordata, Mammalia, Carnivora, Felidae. The transcript is spliced from 7 exons. The record is from RefSeq and is a predicted model, not a curated record. The coding region runs from base 1912 to 3693 and encodes 593 amino acids. Gene Ontology annotation, molecular function: protein binding.